Messenger RNA from Tarenaya hassleriana, 576 nucleotides. RefSeq names its product nascent polypeptide-associated complex subunit alpha-like protein 2. Lineage: Eukaryota; Viridiplantae; Streptophyta; Magnoliopsida; Brassicales; Cleomaceae. The record is from RefSeq and is a predicted model, not a curated record. Gene Ontology annotation, biological process: protein targeting to membrane. Gene Ontology annotation, cellular component: cytoplasm; nascent polypeptide-associated complex.
AUGACUCACUUGGGAAUUCUUUGGUUUUCUUUUCAAACUGACGAAUCCGUUAUCGAAGACGUGAAGGAAGAUGAAGAUGAAGAUGACAAUGACGAUGAUGAGAAGGAUGACGACGCACAAGUUGAUGAAACAUGUAGUUCGAAACAGAGCAGAAGUGAAAAGAACAGGAAAGCAAUGUCGAAAUUCGGUACGGAGCAUGUGACCGGUGUUAGCCGAGUGACCAUCAAAAGAACCAAACACAUACUCUUCCUCAUAUCGAAGCCUGUCUUUAAGAGUCCACAUUUAGAAAACUACAUCAUAUUCGGAGAGGCGAAGAUUGAGGAUUUGAGCUCGCAACUCUAGACACAGGCUGCCUAACAAUUCAGAAUGCCCGAAACGAGAGCGACCUCUCAGAAGACAGAUGCAUCGACGAUAACAGUAGAAGCACGGCCCGAGGAAGAAGACGAAGUGGAUGUGACGGGGGCCAAGGUUCGGGACAUAGAUUUGGUAAUACAGACAGGGGUAUCGAGAAGCAAGGUUGUCAAAACACUCAAGGCUCACGAUGGAGACAUUGUGAGAACGGGAAGAAACUUCUGA